AUGCGUCAUCGCCCACUAGCAGUCCUGCUGCUGCUGUCGACGCUCGCAUUCAGCCUUGUCCUUUACCUCCGAUUCCGCAGCUACGACCUUGUCUCUGUCGGUCUCUGUCGUGUUGCGCCAUUCUCUUCCUCCUGCACUUCGCCGCGCCUCACGAUGUCUGCCCCAUCCACAUCCGAGCUGGCGACUCAAAAGGUGCAUACUGCGCAACACGCUCGCUCGCGUGGUCGAGUCUCCCUGCGUAUCGGCUCGAUCAACAUCCGCUACUCUCGAGACACCGCCUUCGACUCGGAGCAGUCUUUCCUCAACUCCAUCGAAAACUUGCUCGCAGCCGCACGACUCGACACCGGACACUCCAACCCGCAAUUUGCACCUCAUCUCGCAUCGUCAUCAUCUCCGUAUCUGAUGCAGCAGUACCACGGCGAACGAAGCUGGUUGUUGAGAGGUCCGAAGGUGGCUGACGUGGCCUUGUUCAACGACUGGGAUAUCUUUGCGUUGCAGGAGGUACUGGACGGACAGUAUCGAAAUCUUGUAGAGUGGUUGGGUGAGGAGUAUGAUCAUGCAGGAGUGGGGAGGGAUGAUGGCGAUCGUGCGGGUGAAGCCGUCCCAGUGUUCUGGCGGAGGGAUACCUUCGAGCGUGUUGGUAAUGAUCACGGUGGAGUCGGACAGGAUGGCGUGGAACACUUUUGGCUGUCACCCACGCCAGACAAAGUAGGGAGUGUAGGAUGGGAUGCAGCAUUGACCCGAAUGUGCACGCACGUCAGCCUGCGCCUUCUGGCAACGCGCGAGAUCAUCCACAUCUUCUCGACGCACUACGAUCAUCAGGGUGUGGUGGCUCGUGCAAAGUCGUCCGAACUCAUCGUCGAUCGCGCUCGCGCAGCUUCCGAUCACACGAAAACCUUAUCCCCUUCCUCGGAACCACUGGUAGUACUGAUCGGAGACCUCAACAGUCCCCGGAACGAGGGUAGCUGGUCGACCCUCGUUUCACCUCAUUACGGAUUGGAAGCGAAUUCUUCGGGUGCGACGUUUCUCGACACUGCUCUGUCGGUGCCCACGCGAAGGACAUCGCCGUUGUUGACGGACAACGAGGAUCCGAUUCGAUCCGAGUACGCUUCCGGUCGCAGACUCCCGCCACAUGCCGAGCGAGGGGUGGGAAGCGGAGGAGGUGUGCUCUCAGAGCCCGUCGGACCACUGCGAACGUUCACCGACUUUCAACCUUCGCCCAGAAACGCCAUCGACGAUCGGAUCGAUUUCAUCAUGCUCCUCGACAACGAUGCCGUACACGACGAGACGAGAGCCGAUGCAAAGUUGGAUCAUUCCACCUCCAAACCUCCACCACAACCGAGAGGAGAGAGGCUGAACAACAACGAGGCCAAGUCGCAGGAAGAACAGUCAAGGUGGAGAAUACGAACCUUCGGAACCCUACCCAACUGGAGCGAAGGUGACGCCGGAUUCCUCAUAUCUGACCACCGUCCCGUCACAGCCAGGAUAGAGAGGUUCGUGCCACUGUCACACUAA
Molecule: messenger RNA, 1515 nt
Organism: Pseudozyma hubeiensis SY62
Lineage: Eukaryota; Fungi; Basidiomycota; Ustilaginomycetes; Ustilaginales; Ustilaginaceae
Product: potential Endonuclease/Exonuclease/Phosphatase
Exons: 1
Coding region: 1-1515 (504 amino acids)
Molecular function (GO): 3'-5'-RNA exonuclease activity
Source: RefSeq, a predicted model, not a curated record